Messenger RNA from Zasmidium cellare ATCC 36951, 3303 nucleotides. RefSeq lists its product as uncharacterized. Lineage: Eukaryota; Fungi; Ascomycota; Dothideomycetes; Mycosphaerellales; Mycosphaerellaceae. Gene Ontology annotation, molecular function: ATP binding; ABC-type transporter activity; ATP hydrolysis activity. The record is from RefSeq and is a predicted model, not a curated record. Gene Ontology annotation, cellular component: membrane. The transcript is spliced from 2 exons. Bases 1 to 3303 code for a protein of 1100 amino acids.
AUGUGGCGCUCCCUACAGAUCGCGUCGAUAGCGACCUUUCUUUCGCUCCCUUGGGUAGCUCUCGCCGGCCACCAGAUCAACCAGUACUAUACUACCAACGACGCCCUCCUCUCGCGCGACCCGUUUGCCCUCUACGACAAGAGACCAGAAGACUGUCCCCCAUGCUUCAACUGUAACCUGGAAGACUUUGCCUGCCUGCAGUUCGGUAACUGUACCAAGAGCAGCGGAAAGUGUUCUUGUCCUCCUGGCUAUGGCGGUGAAGAUUGCAGUCUUCCUUUAUGCGGCUCGCUUGCAGAUGGGAAGGAUCGUGCACCCAGAGAUGGUGACAACCCUUGUGAAUGUAAAGAGGGCUGGGAGGGCAUCAAUUGCAAUGUGUGCAAGACAAAUGACGCUUGCAAUGCCAUGAUGCCGAACAACGAAGAUGGAGUGUGUUUCAGAGAGGGUGUGGUACAAAAGGAAAACUUUCAGAUCUGCGAUAUCACCAAUCGCAAGAUCUUGGACAUUUUAAAGGGGCAGAAGCCGCAGGCAACGUUUAGUUGUAAUGCUGAGAGAGCAGAGUGCAACUUUCAGUUCUGGGUGGAUCAGAAAGAGAGUUUCUACUGUGCUCUGGAUACUUGCGAAUGGAAGCUCGAGGCAGCAGAGGAUAAGAACACCACACAGUACAAGUGCGAGCAUAUCAAGUGUUCUUGCAUUGCUGAUCGCAUGCUCUGUGGUGGAGAAGGUCUUGACAUCUCAGAUUUCCUGGCUGAGGAAAUAAAGGGCCCUGCUGAGUUCAAGAGCGUUAGCACUGACGGUGGCUCGAAGGACGAUGGAAGCAGCUUUUCGGAACCCGCCAUGAACGGCUUGAUCUCGAGCGUGUUUGGCGAUCGCAGCAUUCUUCUUAACUGCCAUAGUGGGGAGUGCCUGUACAAGACCGAAGUCCCAGGAUACGAACGGCCGAUCAAGACCAUCAACACGCCACUGAUUGCCGGCGUCAUCUCAGGCUGUGCCCUGUUCGUGGUCGCCGUGAUCUUGUUGAUUUUCUUCCUCAGUCGGCGAUCAGCACGACAUGGGUACAGCGCCAUCCGUCUUGGUGACGACGAGGAAGAAGAGAAUGCUCGACUUCUGGCUGACCACAAGCCGGCUGCGCUUUACUUCGAGAACGUUUCUUACAACUUGAAAGGAAGACAGAUUCUGUACGACAUCCAAGGUUCUGUGCAUCCUGGAGAGCUUAUGGCCAUUAUGGGCGCAUCGGGUGCAGGCAAGACUUCGUUCCUGGAUAUUCUUGCUCGGAAGAAGAAGCGUGGCACGGUGGCCGGUGACUUCUGGCUGAAUGGCGAGAAGGUUGCCGACGAUCAGUACCGGAAUGUUAUCGGCUUCGUGGACCAAGAGGACACCAUGCUUCCAACUUUGACUGUGCAUGAGACAAUUCUGGAUUCUGCGCUCCUGCGUCUUCCCAAAUCAAUGAGCCGUGCUUCGAAGGAGCAGAAGGUGGAAGAUGUUGAACGUCAACUGGGCAUCUACAACAUCAGACAUCAGAUCAUUGGGUCUGAGGAGACUGGACGUGGUAUUUCUGGUGGCGAGAAGCGACGAGUCGGCAUUGCCUGCGAAUUGGUCACCAGCCCCAGCAUCCUGUUUUUGGACGAGCCAACUUCUGGUCUGGACGCUUUCAACGCUUUCAACGUUGUGGAGUGCCUGGUGACUCUGGUCAAGACCUACAACAGGACUGUUGUCUUCACGAUCCACCAACCUCGCUCCAACAUUGUUGCUCUCUUUGACCAGUUGAUUCUCCUAGCUGAAGGACGAACUGUGUACAGUGGACCUUUCAAGGACUGUCAGGGUUACUUCGACAGCAUUGGCUACUCAUGUCCACCAGGUUUCAACAUCGCUGAUUACCUCGUCGACUUGACCAUGCAUGCUACUUCACACAAUGAGAUAGACGAUGUCGAAGAUAUUGGACUCGGCUCUGACGGCGGCGAUGGCAGGACAACCCGUGCAAGCUCGACCAUGGCAAUCAAGAGCAUCCCAAGCGUGAGCAAUGUCAGCAUCGGCGAGUCCGUCGGCUCAGGCCAAGCAGAACCUCUUCUUAGACCAAAGGGCAAGCGAAAGACGAGCAUUCGCCAACAGCAGGAGAGGCAGCUCUACACCAGGAAGAGCACAGACCAGUACCCUCCACCAUCGAGUGUUCGUAGCGAUGACAGCAACUUCGAAAGAGAUAUACAGAGGAGCCAGCAGCAAUGGCUCAGACUUUCGAAGCAACAAGGCGUGCCUCCACCACAUGAGGAUCCUCACAACCUGCCGCCACCAGCUGAGAGCGGGACGGGCACGAAUCUCGACAUACUGGUCUCUGCGUAUGCGGAAUCGGAGGUGGCGAGGCAAUUGCAGGAAGACACCCGUAAUGCAGUGUCUACCGCAGAAGGCAGCAAUGGUCACCCUCCAGGGGCUCCAAACGGCACGAAUGGCAGCAAGGUCAUGGGUUAUAAGAAGCCAUGGCCACACAUUCAAUUCCUGAUCUUGUCGCGCCGCACAUGGCGAAACCUAUACCGGAACCCGAUGCUCAUGCUCACUCACUACGCCAUCGCAAUUGUGCUGGCAGUCUUCCUAGGAUUCCUCUUCUAUGGCCUGACUGACGAUCUCAAGGGCUUCCAGAACCGUCUGGGAUUCUUCUUCUUCCUGCUGGCUCUUUUCGGCUUUAGCACUCUUACAUCCUUGACAGUCUUUGCGCCUGAGAGGCUCCUCUUCCUCCGCGAACGAUCCAAGGGAUACUACUCGCCUAUCGCCUAUUACCUAUCCAAAGUCGUCUUCGACGUGGUCCCUCUACGACUUCUUCCACCACUUAUUAUGGGCUGCAUCGUCUACCCAAUGACCGGCUUGAUCCCCGCCUGGGGCGAGUUCUUCAAGUUCAUAUUGUUCAUCGUUCUCUUCAACCUGGCCUCGGCUAUGAUUUGCCUAUUCAUCGGCAUUGUUGUCCGCAAUCCGGGCGUGGCCAACCUUCUCGGCGUGCUUGUCAUGCUGUUCAGUCUCUUGUUCGGAGGGUUCUUGCUCAACCACGAGACGAUCCCAAAGCCAGUCUUAUGGCUGCAGGCAUUGUCCAUCUUCCAUUACGGCUUUGAAGGCCUCAUCGUCAACGAAGUCCGCUACCUAUCUCUCAUCGACCACAAGUACGGCCUCGAUAUCGAAGUCCCAGGCUCGGCCAUUCUAUCCAGCUUCGGGUUCAACGUCCUCGCCUUGUGGAGCGAUGUCGUUGGGCUUGCCGUCUUCUGCGGCGUUUUCCUUCUGCUGGGCUACCUGGCCAUGCACUUUUUGCUUGUCGAGACGAGAUAA